Lates calcarifer (barramundi perch) is the source of this 893-nucleotide messenger RNA. It is a transcript of the gene agr2, whose product is annotated as anterior gradient 2. Gene Ontology annotation, cellular component: endoplasmic reticulum. The record is from RefSeq and is a predicted model, not a curated record. NCBI's taxonomy places the organism in Eukaryota, Metazoa, Chordata, Actinopteri, Centropomidae. The coding region runs from base 171 to 671 and encodes 166 amino acids. The transcript is spliced from 8 exons.
GAAGUUUGAGUCACAGGCAUUCACGCACAAAGGAGGGAGGAUGGGGAAGAGGGCGGGCCCACAAGAGAACAGGUGCUUAAAUACAGGACAGGUGAGAGUGGAGAUACAGCAGAUAGUGGAAGUGCGGUUCAUCUACAUUCUCACCUGACCGGCAUAGUCAGCUCAUAAAGAUGAUCAAAGCAGCGUUGUCAGUACUCUUGGUCCUGGUGACUGUGUCCUCCACCUUUGGGAAAUACAUUCCAAAGACCGGCAGGAGGAUCCCUCAGACUCUGUCCAGAGGAUGGGGUGAUCAACUGAUCUGGGCUCAGACUUAUGAGGAGGCUCUGUACUGGGCCAGGUCAAGGAACAAGCCUCUGAUGGUUCUCUUUCACCUUGAGGACUGUCCACACAGCCAGGCACUAAGGAAGGUUUUCUCUGACGACAAUGAGCUCCAGAAAACUCUUGAUGAGGACUUCAUCAUCCUCAAUCUGGUGUAUGAAACUACAGACAAACAUCUAUCUCCUGAUGGACAGUAUGUUCCCAGAAUCAUCUUUGUCGACCCCACAAUGACAGUGAGAGCUGACAUCACCGGUCGCUAUGCCAACCGCAUGUAUGCCUACGAACCAAGUGACCUCAAACUCUUGAUAAGCAACAUGCAGAAGGCCAAGAAGCUCCUGAAGUCCGAGCUGUGAGCAUACUCAACUUGUCACACUGAUCCAGAGUUUAUUACCACAUAUGCUAAUAACAUGCUGUCAUUGCAGUUUACACAAACAAAACUAAGCACUGGAAAGUUUCUCUUCACCUUCAUUUGAAAUGUUUCCUCCUUGAAAUCUGUUCCUGAUUCUUACCUUUGUUAUUAUUGCUGUACAUCCAGAGUGUCUUUUGAAUAAAUAUGGAACUGUUCAUACAUUCAA